GCCAUUGCAGCAGCUAGGUAGUGAUCUUUCAGUCCGUCAUUUUGUCCCGCCUCUCGCUCUCAGAUCGUACAUCGGCGUUCCUCAUGUUGUUGCUAGUUUUCUUAUUUAUCCCUCGUGUUUCUCUUGUUCUCCUUUAUUUCUUUGUUCCUGCUAUUCUACUUCACCCCUAGUGUUUCUGAUACUUCUCCCCCGUCCCCUUCUGCUAUUCUCUUUUACUCUUUCCUUCCCCCCUCCUGUUCCUGCUACUAUAUCGAUUUCUUGCCUUGCCCCUCGUUCCUGCUGCUGUCCUCCAUACCCACGCCAUGUCUGUUUCAUCCUCAAUUUCUGCCACACAAGGAGAGGACACAUCCCACGACUAUACAGGCAAUCCUAACACUUUCGUCAAGCCCCUGAGGAUGGCAGCUGAGCUGGAGGGGCUGGCCAAAUACGCCAGCGGAGAUGUGAGAGGCAACGAGGAAGCGAGAAAAGCUAUGAACAUCUACUCUUCCGGUGAGAGCGAGGGGACGGCAGACUCUUCUUGUGCCUCCAACGUCUCCCUCAUUGUAAAUUGCAGUGACCAAGGUGUUGUGUUGAGCUCUGAAACAUCACAUCUGGAGGUGGUGAAGAAAAAAGAGAAGGAGAAAGAAAAGACAUAUAGAGUGACCACGUCCCAUCGCAGGGAAGAGCCACGCACUUCCAAGCGCCGCCAUGUCGUGAAGUCUUCGUUAAAGAAAACCAAGACAAGAAAGCCUCGCAAAAUAUUAACCACCAUCACUACAAAAAGGAGGUUGGCGGCUAGACUGAAGCUGUACGCCAUCAUGCACAACGACGGAGGAACAUCACGUGGAAAGGAAGGACCCAGAGCAAAUGCAAAGCGGAAGAGGUCAAGCGAAAGUGAAGAAGAGGAAUACGAAGAUUAAUUAUCAGCGAGAUGCUGUUGUUGUUGUUGUUGUUGUUAUUGCUGCUGCUGCUGCUGCUGCUGCUGUAAUUAAAUUUUAU
This is a messenger RNA of Portunus trituberculatus (swimming crab), 978 nucleotides long. RefSeq lists its product as uncharacterized. NCBI's taxonomy places the organism in Eukaryota, Metazoa, Arthropoda, Malacostraca, Decapoda, Portunidae. The transcript has 4 exons. The record is from RefSeq and is a predicted model, not a curated record. The coding region runs from base 303 to 899 and encodes 198 amino acids.